Scomber japonicus (chub mackerel) is the source of this 1238-nucleotide messenger RNA. RefSeq names its product growth factor receptor-bound protein 2-like. Gene Ontology annotation, molecular function: protein binding. The record is from RefSeq and is a predicted model, not a curated record. Lineage: Eukaryota; Metazoa; Chordata; Actinopteri; Scombriformes; Scombridae.
AUGGAGUCUACAGCCAAGUACGACUAUGAAGCUGCAGCUGAUGGUGAACUCAGCUUCAGAAGGGGACAGUGUUUGAAGGUCCUGCAGACUAAUGGGAAUUGGUACAAAGCAGAACUCAAUGAAUUUGAAGGCUACGUACCCAAAAACUUCAUCGACAUGGAGCUGCCCAGCUGGUAUCAAGAGGACAUUAGUCGCAGUGAAGCUGAGAAGAAGCUUAUGUCACAGUAUACGGGGGCCUUUCUCAUACGAGCCAGCCAACAACAAGGCCGCGGGAACUUCUCCAUCUCUGUCAGGUGCGUUCAAGAUGUUCAGCACUUCAAGGUGAAGCGGGACAGCAGAUGGCAGUACUACCUCUGGUCUAAAAAGUUCCCCUCCCUCAACCAGCUGGUGGAAUACUACAGAAAAAACUCCAUCAACAAACAGGAACCAGUAUACCUACGAGACACACUGGAACCACGGCAACAGCAAAGACGGGGCUCAAAUAUUGUACUGCCUUCCCCCAAACCUGCCCGGAGGUCUGACCCCAGUCCUGCCCCUAGGCCUGACCCCAGUCCUGUUAAAAGUCCUGUCCUCAGUCCUGCCCACAAGCUUGCCCCUAGGCCUGACCUCAGUCCUGCCCCUAGUCCUGCCCCGAGGCCUGACCCCAGUCCUGUUCUCAGUCCUGUCCUCAGUCCUGCCCGCAAGCUUGCCCCAAGGCCUGACCCCAGUCCUGCCCCAAAGCCUGAUUCCAGUCCUGUUCGCAAACCUGUCCGUAAGAAUGCUCCAAAGUCUGAACCCAGUCCUGACCCUAGGCCUGAUCCCAGACCUUCCCCCAGACCUGCCCCCAGAUCUACCCGAAGUCCUGCCCCCAGGCCUGACGCCAGUCCUAUUUGCGGUCCUGCCCUCAGUCCUGCCCCAAGUCCUGACCCUAGUCCUGACCCUGCUCCUCGACCUGUACCUGCACCACGACAGCACAAAGCCUUCAUGCCGCAGGUCAAAGCUCUGUACGACUUCCAAGCCGUGGAGAAAGACGAGCUGGACUUCACCGCCGGCGACGUCAUCAAGGUCCUGGAGUGCUCGCAUGACAACUGGUGGAAAGGCCAGCAGGGUAAAACCGGCCUGUUCCCCUCCAACUACACAAAACCCAUCUAAGAGGAGCACAAACAAAGAGUGUGUCACAUCACAGUAACUCUGUCUACUGCUAAUUCAUGCAACACUCUAACUGGCUGCAAACUAACUCAAAUCAACACUCUCUUGUU